Phascolarctos cinereus (koala) is the source of this 4649-nucleotide messenger RNA. RefSeq names its product kelch like family member 14 (gene KLHL14). The record is from RefSeq and is a predicted model, not a curated record. NCBI's taxonomy places the organism in Eukaryota, Metazoa, Chordata, Mammalia, Diprotodontia, Phascolarctidae. Gene Ontology annotation, cellular component: neuron projection; endoplasmic reticulum; neuronal cell body. Gene Ontology annotation, molecular function: protein binding.
CCCUUCUUUCUUCCAAAGAUGUUUGAAAUCGCAGUCAUUUACGCUCGACAAUUUUUACAAUAGCCUUGAGCCAUAAUUUUGCGAGUCUCUCCAGCAUCCAUCCCCCUGUAUGGUCUCUCUCCACUGGCCAUGCACGACCGUUUCUCUCCCCAACCGUGGAUUUCCUAUUACUCUCGUUACGACUCACUGAGCCCCAGGCCCAAGGAUAAUGAUGUGUUGUUUCUUGGUAGCAUAAUUUGUCACACGUACAUUUUUUCUUCUUCUUCUCUUGCAGAAAGCUCUGCUCCCUCUCUCUCCCUCUCUCUCUCCUUCUCUCUCUUCCUCUCUCCCCCUUUCUCUCUUUUCUCUCUCUCCUACAUUUUCUUGCUGUUGCUAAUUCAUGGUGAUCAAAUGAUGUACGACAAAAUAAAUUGUAAAGAGUGACUGCCUGGAGUUGGGAACCAGAAGGUGUUUUUCCCCCUCCCAAGGAGCGAGGAAACCUUUAAAAAGGAAGGACAAUUGAUUUUUGGGGGGAGCUGAAGUGAUCCUUUACUUUAGCAGCUGAUUGAGACCAGGUUGGAGGAGGGUUUAAAGCCAGGUGCGCUGAGGCAGCUCGCCAUGUCCAGAUCCGGGGACAGGACCUCCACCUUCGACCCCAGCCACAGCGACAACUUGCUGCACGGCCUCAACCUGCUGUGGAGGAAGCAGCUGUUUUGCGACGUGACCCUCACGGCCCAGGGCCAGCAGUUUCACUGCCACAAGGCCGUUCUGGCCUCCUGCUCGCAGUACUUCCGAUCUCUUUUUUCCAGUCACCCCCCUCUCGGAGGAGGGGUCGGCGGACAGGACAGCUUGGGGGCCCCCAAGGACCCACAGCAGCAGCAGCAACAGCAGCAGCAGCAGCAGCAACAGCAACAGCAGCAGCAACAGCAACAGCAGCAGCAGCAGGAGGAGCCCGGGACUCCUUCCUCCUCCCCCGACGACAAGCUGCUGGCCAGCCCACGGGCCAUCAACAAUCUGGUGCUGCAAGGCUGUUCGUCCAUCGGGCUACGCCUGGUGCUGGAGUACUUGUACACGGCCAAUGUGACCCUCUCUCUGGACACGGUGGAGGAGGUGCUUUCGGUGAGCAAAAUCCUACACAUUCCCCAAGUCACCAAGCUGUGCGUGCAGUUCCUCAACGACCAGAUCUCGGUCCAGAACUACAAGCAGGUGUGCAAGAUCGCCGCGCUGCACGGCCUGGAGGAGACCAAGAAGCUGGCCAACAAGUACCUGGUGGAGGACGUGCUGCUGCUCAACUUUGAGGAGAUGCGCGCCCUGCUGGACUCGCUGCCGCCCCCCGUGGAGUCGGAGCUGGCGCUCUUCCAGAUGUCCGUGCUUUGGCUGGAGCACGACCGGGAGACCCGCAUGCAGUACGCGCCCGACCUCAUGAAGCGCCUCCGCUUCGCCCUCAUCCCAGCCCCAGAGCUGGUGGAGCGGGUCCAGUCAGUGGAUUUCAUGCGCACCGACCCGGUCUGCCAGAAGCUGCUUCUGGACGCCAUGAACUACCACCUGAUGCCCUUCAGGCAGCAUUGCAGGCAGAGCCUGGCCAGCAGAAUUCGCUCCAACAAGAAAAUGCUGUUAUUGGUUGGAGGAUUGCCUCCUGGACCGGACCGGCUUCCCAGUAACUUGGUUCAGUACUAUGACGAUGAAAAGAAGACGUGGAAAAUACUGACAAUUAUGCCCUAUAACAGCGCCCAUCACUGUGUGGUAGAAGUGGAAAACUUCUUGUUCGUGUUGGGAGGAGAAGACCAGUGGAAUCCGAACGGAAAACACAGUACAAACUUUGUCAGCCGAUAUGACCCGAGAUUUAACAGCUGGAUCCAGCUCCCACCCAUGCAAGAAAGGAGAGCCAGUUUCUACGCAUGUCGCCUGGAUAAACACUUAUAUGUUAUUGGUGGGAGGAACGAAACCGGAUACUUGUCCAGCGUGGAAUGCUAUAACUUAGAAACCAAUGAGUGGCGUUAUGUUUCCUCUUUACCCCAGCCUCUGGCAGCUCAUGCAGGCGCCGUGCACAAUGGGAAAAUAUACAUUUCAGGGGGCGUUCACAACGGAGAGUACGUCCCAUGGCUGUACUGCUAUGACCCUGUUAUGGAUGUCUGGGCCCGAAAACAAGAUAUGAACACAAAACGAGCAAUCCACACUUUGGCUGUAAUGAAUGAUCGGCUAUAUGCAAUUGGAGGAAAUCAUUUGAAAGGUUUCUCCCACCUUGAUGUCAUGCUUGUGGAAUGCUAUGAUCCCAAGGGUGACCAAUGGAAUAUUCUGCAGACUCCCAUUUUGGAAGGCCGAAGCGGCCCUGGUUGUGCCGUUCUUGAGGACAGCAUUUAUCUCGUAGGAGGCUACAGCUGGAGUAUGGGAGCCUACAAGUCAUCGACCAUUUGCUAUUGCCCAGAGAAAGGAACCUGGACAGAGUUAGAAGGAGAUGUAGCUGAACCGCUUGCAGGCCCUGCUUGCGCCACAGUUAUCCUACCAGCCUGUGUACCUUACAACAAAUAACACACAGGACACAUUGAAUUGAACAAGUACCCCCAUUCUGGGAAGCAAUGACAGGUGACACAAAUAUUUUAGUAGGGAAAAUUAUGUUCUACAGACACAACUUCCAAAACCUACCUUUGGGUUUAGAUUGAUGCUUUAAAGGCAAACUACAAAAAAAAAAUCCCCAUUCUUGGACACAUACCAGUCUUGUGAAGCAAGUAGCUAAAGACCAUACCACACCUCCCAUGUUGACAGACUGCCAUCUCAGGCUGGUUUUCACUAACCUGGCCCAACUUCAUGGAAAAUCCUCACAUUGAUCUUAACUUUCCAAAGGAGAAAGGUAGAUGUCUGAAGACUGCCCCAGAGAGAUCUAACUAAGAGCAGUGUUGUGCGUUGUAGUCUACCUGCAUGUGAUCAAUGUUGAUGUUUUGGAGAUGUUCUGUUCUCUGAAUGCUUCAAAAAUUCACCCAGAAUCACAGAAAUGGCAUCUUAGUCUGAUAAUCCUAAAGUCUGGUGGUUACACAGGCUCUGGAGGCCAAAUAAUUUUAGAAAAAGUACCCAAAGCUAGCUUCUCUUCAUCCACCCCCUAUCUUCCCAGCAUCACAAAGGAACUAGGCAAAGAGAUGGAGCUGGUGAGGAAAGGUAGGAACUCUGUUAGAGACCAGUAGUUAUUGCCCUUUGUUGUCAUAAACUACUCAGAGUCCCUAAAGAUAGGAAUUGAGCAUAGGCUGCUGCUGCAGUCAAUUCCCUGAGAAUUGUACUCUCCAUUUUUCAGGACCGCAUAAGUAGUGAACACACCUGUCAUUUGCUUCAAAGGCCAGGGCCAGUAAAUUUGGUUAUCAUGGAUUCAGAGAGGAUCUGACUCAAAUUUUGACCCAUGGGAAAAAUCAGCCCAGAUUGCUCUCUGCAACCCAGAGACCAGGAGGUAGCAUACUUUCUGUAAAGUACAAUCUUACUUGUUUCUCUACUGCUGAGAAACAUGAAAUUUUAAAUGAUUUUAAAGAAUCACAGCAACUUCCAUUUAUUUUAUCUUAGUCCUCAACAAGGCAUUGGGCCUCUCCCCGCCCUCAGCUGGCUGGGGGACAGCACAUGAUUUACCACCAUUAUUUGCCAAACUGGGCACAUCUUUAUUGCUCUCGUUGGUAAUGCUUACACACAGAGACAAAAAAUUAAAUUGUUCUCUUGACAGUCGCAGCAGCAGCAGGAAUUGUCGAGGGGAGGGAGCAGGAGUGAGAGAGUUUACAUUUGUCGAAUCAGAAGGGGCAGAAUUGGCAAGAAGAGAAAUUUUAUUUUCAAGCUUUUAGGAGUCUAAUAAAACACCAGUAAAAAGUAAGGCAAAGAUAUAAAAAGAUAAUGAAAUGGUUGGAUCUUUUGGUAAAUGGAUCCUUUAAAAGCAGUAUGAGGCCACAAGUGGGAAUGCCUUGGUAAGACUCUCUUAGUGAGGAACAUGGAAGGAUGGAGAGAAGGUGCUCCAAUCUGAAACUGUUCCUACAGUAAAGUGCAAUCGUAAUUGUUUUUGUAUUUAUUUGUAUGUUCAGAUCCAAAGGAUCCCUUGUAAAAAGAUAUCCAGUGCAAUCAACUUUCAUUUUUUCCCUUGAAAGUACAUAUAGAGAGAGAGAGAGAGAGAGAGAGAGAGAGAGAGAGAGAGAGAGAAAGAGAGAGAGAGAGAGAGAGAGAGAGAGAGAGAGAGAGAGGAGAGAGAGAGAGAGAGAGUAACUAGUUACAGUGUUCCAUUCAAGAACCUAAGCUGAUACUCUGAUGAGAAGAAGGUUGGCCUCGGGGUCUUUUAUGGUGAGCUGUCACCUGCUCCCUCUGAAAUGUACAAUUUAGGCUUUUAAAAGGAUUCUUGUCGUCCUUUGACUGGUUCUUUGUCUUAUUUUUUUUUUUCAACUGAGAUAAAUUUUAGCAUUUAUGAGAACUGUAUGUAAAACUUUCUGUCUUUCAGGAAGGCAUGACCAAGGAAAAAGUGAUAUAACUGAGUAAGUCACAGAGAAUGUAAAUUUUGUACAGUAUUAGAAUGUGUAAAUGACGCUUGCUUGUAAGGGGAAAACUUUAAAUAAAACUUUAUGUACUAAUUCAACUGUCUGCCAUAUUGCUACUUAUAAAGGAUAUGUAUAAAUAUCUACAUUAAACUCUUUGGAAGUUUUUUUUUAUCAUGUAAA